Molecule: messenger RNA, 579 nt
Organism: Mesorhabditis spiculigera
Lineage: Eukaryota; Metazoa; Nematoda; Chromadorea; Rhabditida; Rhabditidae
Source: the annotation of a GenBank genome assembly
AUGUGCAGAUCGUUUGCUAAUUUUGCGGCAAAAUGGAAUCCCACCCCAGAAACACUACUCUCAUGGUCCCGCGAUAAUUGUGAUAAAAUCCAGCCACGACCUGCGGAUAUGAGCUGCGCUGAUAUUGUGCAGUUUGUAUCGGAUUGUAAUUAUGUAGCGGGCACACAUCCCGGUUCCCUGGAAGCGGAUAGGUUGACGAUGCAGCAGGCUCGACAGCAGUACUAUCGUGAUACGAAUGUCCCGCAGGAGUUGGGAAAGUACACAUGGUACAAUCGACAGACGACAAUCGAUUAUGGUAGACAUGGAAAUUGGUACUACCCCAAUUACUACCUACCGUCCUUCAUUUCCGGUUGGUAUGACGGACAUCCAGAAAGUGUACAACAAUUGAGAAACGAUUAUCGUUUCUCAAAAGGCGGCAACUAUCCUUAUAUGAGAGCUGACAACGUGGUAAACAUUGCCCUCCAACAAACUUCCCUGCCAACCUGCCUACACGAUUUGUUCUACUGCCUCAGGGCCCAGUAUCAAAGCCCUUAUGCGCAGAGGUAUCGCAAAAUGAAGGAAGAACAAUGGACAAGACGC